Dermacentor silvarum is the source of this 1206-nucleotide messenger RNA. RefSeq names its product frequenin-1-like. Bases 172 to 735 code for a protein of 187 amino acids. Gene Ontology annotation, molecular function: calcium sensitive guanylate cyclase activator activity; calcium ion binding. The record is from RefSeq and is a predicted model, not a curated record. The transcript has 8 exons. Lineage: Eukaryota; Metazoa; Arthropoda; Arachnida; Ixodida; Ixodidae.
GCGAGUGGUCCGCCGGCAGCGGACGCACGGUCACCGGAGGCUCGCGCCACCGCCCGUGCCGCAGCAGCAGCAACACACGUGCUCGCGCCGCUGAACGCCAGCCGUAAGUGCCGCGCGACCAGUGGCGGCCACCCGUAAGCCGAGGGUCAUCGCGAGACCACAGAGCGAGCCAUGGGCAAGAAGAACAGCAAGCUCAAGAAGGAGGUCGUCAACCAGCUCGUCAAUGAGACCUACUUUACCGAAAAAGAAAUUCGACAAUGGUACAAGGGAUUUGUGAAAGACUGUCCUUCGGGGCAUCUCACUGAGCAGGGAUUCCUGAGGAUAUACAAGCUCUUCUUCCCCCAGGGAGACCCUUCUAAGUUUACUUCGCUCAUUUUCCGGGUCUUCGAUGAGAACAAGGAUGGUGCUAUCGAGUUUGAAGAGUUCAUCAGAGCGCUGUCAGUGACGUCAAGAGGGAACGUAGAAGAGAAGUUAGACUGGGCAUUUAGACUCUAUGACGUGGACAGUGACGGCUUCAUCACCCGAGAAGAGAUGUACAACAUCGUCGACGCCAUUUACCAGAUGCUGGGAAACCAAGCGAAGGAAAACGCCGAGGAGUCUCCCCGGGAGAGGGUGGACAAAAUAUUCGAACAACUGGACAAGAACCACGACAACCAGCUGACCCUGGACGAGUUCAAGGAAGGCUCGAAGCAGGACCCCAAGAUCGUGCAGGCCCUGUCUCUGUAUUCUGCUUGAACGGCCGCUUCCUUUUCUCGCUCGCUCUCCCCUUGGGCCUACGCACGAAGAAGACGACUACGACAGCCAGCAGCAGCAGAAGCAGCAGCAGCAGCAGCAGCAAUACUAACUUGCCCUCGGAGAGCCGCCUUGCACCCUGCUCUUCCUUUUACCCCCUACACUGUUUCUCUUCCCCAGACCUUACUUACUUCUUUCUUUCGUCUGGCCUCGUCUUUCCUAUGCGUUGUGCCGAGGGGCGGGUUUCCUUUUGCGAACGGUAAACGACGGGCGACGGAGUGAAGACAGCUGCAUCCCGACGGCCGCAGCACUGACGGCGCUGUGCGGCGCCGCUGAAAUGCGAAUCCGACCGAAUCGCCCGGGUGGGACAGCCACCCGAGCGUUGAACGACCCCGUACAGUCGAUGCUGACGGGCGCAGGGAGAGCGUAUUUGUCAUAUCUUCGUUUGAUGAAAACGACGCACCAUGAUAGCUA